Messenger RNA from Doryrhamphus excisus (bluestripe pipefish), 900 nucleotides. RefSeq names its product BUD31 spliceosome associated protein (gene bud31). NCBI's taxonomy places the organism in Eukaryota, Metazoa, Chordata, Actinopteri, Syngnathiformes, Syngnathidae. Gene Ontology annotation, biological process: mRNA splicing, via spliceosome. Gene Ontology annotation, cellular component: spliceosomal complex; nucleus. The record is from RefSeq and is a predicted model, not a curated record.
CAAAUGGACCCAUAUGACGUCAUAUUUAGUGGCCCGAAACUGCUUCGCGAAACUGUGUCGAAAACAUAACAGCUUUUGUUCUCUUCGAGACAAACUACAGGAAAAUGCCCAAAGUUAAGAGGAGCCGAAAGCCACCCCCAGAUGGCUGGGAACUCAUCGAACCAACGUUGGAUGAACUCGAUCAGAAAAUGAGAGAAGCUGAAACUGACCCUCAUGAGGGAAAGAGGAAGGUGGAAGCUCUUUGGCCGAUUUUCAGGCUGCACCAUCAGCGCAGCCGAUAUAUCUACGAUCUGUUCUUCAAAAGAAAAGCCAUCAGCAGAGAGCUGUAUGAGUACUGCAUAAAGGAAGGCUACGCAGACAAGAACCUCAUUGCCAAGUGGAAGAAGCAGGGCUAUGAGAACCUGUGCUGCCUGCGUUGCAUCCAAACACGAGACACCAACUUCGGAACCAACUGUAUUUGCAGAGUCCCAAAGAGCAAGCUGGAAGUUGGAAGGAUCAUCGAAUGCACGCACUGUGGAUGCAGAGGAUGUUCUGGCUAAGCGUUUUUUUUCUUUUUUUUUUGUGCCAGACAUGGAGACUUCCUCUGCCUCCAACUGUGUUCUCGCACAUCUGCUACCUGCUUCAGUAACAAAUACUUUCUUCAGCAUCAUUCCCAGCAGUCUUUACAGGGAGCUCUGUAUUCUGUACCAGUACAAGAAAGAAUACUUUAAGAGCAUCCUUACUGUGUUCAUUAUUAUUACUCUUUUCUCUGUUUUUAAUGUCCAAAUAAAACCAUUAUCUUCAAUACCUAUUUAGAAGGAAGUUGUCUCCAAAUCAUCUUGUGAAGGUAAUUCAUUCAAUGGUAGCUGGGAACUGAACGUUGUUUUAAAAAUUUCAAUAAAACGAUUCUAAUUCACUAAA